Drosophila grimshawi is the source of this 1252-nucleotide messenger RNA. RefSeq names its product retinol dehydrogenase 12. The transcript is spliced from 5 exons. The record is from RefSeq and is a predicted model, not a curated record. Lineage: Eukaryota; Metazoa; Arthropoda; Insecta; Diptera; Drosophilidae. Bases 184 to 1161 code for a protein of 325 amino acids.
CCAGUGCUCAAAACAUUCUAGAUCAUUACAAUCGUUGUCAUCGUGAGACGUCGUUUUUUUAGAUUUUUGGGCGUACGAAAUUGUUUACGUUCGUACAGAACAAAUGCGCAUAUAAAUGCUUGCCGCAGUUGGCUUUGCCGUAGUUGCUAAUUGAGCGUUGUUAUAAGUUGUGCGAAUCAUAAAAUGGGCUGCUUUUUCGAUUGUCUGAUGUGCCCGUGUGUCGCGUGGGCGGCGGCUUUUGGCGUUGGAAUCUAUUUUCUAAGAGAGUAUAUGCAAGGUGGAAAGUUUAAGAAAUACACGAAUGAAACGGGCAAAGUUGUGAUUGUGACCGGUUCAAACACGGGCAUUGGCAAGGAGACCGUACUGGAAUUGGCUCGUCGUAAUGCCACCAUUUAUAUGGCCUGUCGUGAUAAGAAGAGAGCCGAGCAAGCAAUGAAGGAAAUCGUGCAGGAGACAAACAACAAAAGCAUAUUCGUCCGUGAACUGGACUUGGCAUCUCUGGACUCCAUUCGCAAGUUUGUCGACGAUUUCAAAAAGGAACAGGACAAACUGCACAUUCUCAUAAACAAUGCGGGCGUUAUGCGUUGUCCACAUAUGCUGACCAAGAAUGGUUUCGAGAUGCAGCUGGGUGUCAAUCAUAUGGGUCACUUUUUGUUAACCAAUUUGCUGCUGGAUCUGCUGAAGAAAACUGCACCCAGUCGCAUUGUCAACGUUUCCAGCUUGGCCCAUACGCGUGGUGCCAUCAAUAUUGAUGACUUGAACAGCGAGAAGUCCUAUGACGAGGGCAACGCAUACAGUCAGAGCAAAUUGGCCAACGUAUUGUUCACACGCGAGCUGGCCAAACGCUUGGAGGGCACGGGAGUGACCGUCAAUGCUCUCCAUCCCGGUGUUGUUGACACUGAACUCGGCAGACACAUGAAGAUCCUUAACAAUCUAUUCGGCCGCCUUGUUCUGAGAACUUUGUUGUGGCCCCUUAUGAAAACACCAAAGAAUGGUGCACAGACCACAUUGUAUGCGGCUCUAGAUCCCGACUUGGAUAAUGUAACAGGCAUGUACUUCAGCGAUUGCGCCUUAAAGCCAGUAGCACCCGCUGCCAUGGAUGAUAAAACCGGAAAAUUCCUAUGGGAGGAGAGCGAGAAAUGGACUCACUCAAAAUAUUAGAUAAGUGUUUAAAGAAACUACGAAUACAUGAAGGAAAAAAGGUUAUUGUACAUAAAUUAUAAUAAAGAGAGAACGUUGCAGUCGGGCGUAA